AUGGAUUAUGCGCGAAAAGACAUCACCGGGGACGCUAUCUGGGGAGCCAUAUACGCUGGACACCACCAGAUGCUUGAACGUCUCAUUCAGCUUGGCAUCGCUCCGGACUCGGAUGUAGAGCACUCUGGUGACCCGUGUCUUACACCCCAUCACUUACGUGUCGCUGUGAGUGGGGGAAACACAGCCGUCGUGCAGGUCAUGGUUGCACAUGGGGCUGAUCAAUUUCAUCCUGGGGAGAACGGGGAUCUGCUAUCGACUGCUGCGGCAAAUGGACAUGUCGAGAUGAUAAAAUACCUCGUCGAGGAGAUGGGCUGUGACCCGGGGCCCCCGCAGUGGCCCCCAUUACCCCUGCACCGCCGCCCCCUCAGGCCCCCGCGCCUCAGCCCCCUGAGCCGCCCGCUAAACGCCAACGGCUGGCGGAACCGGGUUCGUCCACGCAACCGGCCCCGUCCGCACCACCGCACCCGUACACACGGCUCCUCGAUGACCCUGCGCCUCUCCCACUUUGACUGGGACCUCGUCGAGCUCACCGAGGAAGAGGUCGGCAUCGAAUGCGCUAGACAGGCUAGCAAUUGGCCGGUCUUGGCUUCCCCCGCCCUGAUUGAUGCCAUCAGCCGACGCAUGCGGCUCCAUAAGCUUACACAUGACGUUGCCCUGCGUCAUCAACAAGGAGCAAAUCCAAAUCUGUCGGUCGACCGUGAGGGCUUGCCUCUUGAGAUCGCAGCCUCUCGAGGUCAUAUCGAUAUUGUUCGCUUGUUGCUGGAGUAUGGGGCCAACGUGGACCCCGCGCCUGGUCAAAGACAGCUUCCUAUCUUCUCGGCAAUGACAGCAACGGUCAACCUCGACCUGCUCCUGACCGGACGCGAAAAUCAAACGAUGCUCUUGAAUAUUGCCGCUGCAUCGGGUAAAGAUGAAUUCGUUCAACAGCUGCUCGACCAAGAUCUUGAUUCAGAUGAUGAAUAUGAAUGGAUAGAAGAAGUUCUCUAUGGAGAAAUAGGGUCUCAAGCGCCACUAGAAUGGGCCGCUGAAGCAGGGCACGACUCGGUGGUGAAGAAAUUUUUAGAACGCGGCGUGGGUGAGGAUUCAUCUUAUGAAAAGCCUCUGACCCUCGCAAUCCAGAAUAAACAUUCACGAGUCGUCAAGAUCCUGCUUGAAGCAUACUCUGUCGGUCACCGAUUAUAUUGCUGGUACCACAUGCUUUUGUUCCUAGCAUGCAAGGAUGAUGAAUGCUUCAACCUCCUACUGGAACACGGGGCCAGUCCAACUGAUGCCAUCCAAGAAGAAAAGUCUCUAAUCGAAUAUGUGCUGGAGUCGGGGCGUCUCGAACUGGUCCAAAUGCUGCUCAAUCACGGAUUUCCACUAGCACUCCCACCCUCGAUUCAAAAGACUAGGGGAAGAUCAAUUCUGCUUUCUGGAACUAUGGGGGGUAUGGCGACGCUGGAUUUUCUUAUCCAAAACGGGCUUGAUCUAGAAGCCGUGGGUGAAGAAGAAGCAAAGUGGGCAUUGCGUCGAGCAAUUCGACGGGAGGAUGGCCCUGUCGCCAAAUUUUAUCUAGACCAAGGAUUCACCAUCCCUCGAAAUUGGCAUCCGAAGCAAAUCUACAAGGCGUCCGGCAUGAAAAAUCCCGACAACCCUGCUGAGACGAUACUUGAUAUACUGCUAAGAAACGGCGUGGACAUCAACGUUCGAGAUGUCGCUCAGCAGCAAACCUGUCUUUGGGAAGCACUCCAUAACACCGCUCAGCUGAAGCUGCUUCUAGAAAAUGGCGCCGAUCCCCUUCUUCAAGAUGUAAAUGGAGAGUCUUUUUUGAUAUGUGCCGUGGGUCCUGGUGGAGACCGCCAUGUCGAAGUUCUUGAGGUCAUACUCGAAUGGAUUGACGUCAAUUUCAGGGAAAUCCCACGAGGCAAGGUGUACCAGGAGCUUUUCAAGGCAGAGGCUAGAGCAGCGGAAGGGAAAUAUCGGAGAGGAGUUCAAAUUUUGCAGCGCUUUCGACGUGCCCAUUUUUAG
Molecule: messenger RNA, 2007 nt
Organism: Penicillium canariense
Lineage: Eukaryota; Fungi; Ascomycota; Eurotiomycetes; Eurotiales; Aspergillaceae
Product: ankyrin repeat domain-containing protein
Exons: 4
Coding region: 1-2007 (668 amino acids)
Molecular function (GO): protein binding
Source: RefSeq, a predicted model, not a curated record